This is a messenger RNA of Aegilops tauschii subsp. strangulata, 1872 nucleotides long. RefSeq lists its product as uncharacterized. The record is from RefSeq and is a predicted model, not a curated record. Lineage: Eukaryota; Viridiplantae; Streptophyta; Magnoliopsida; Poales; Poaceae.
CCCACCGACGCUCCUUUCUUCCACUUCCUUCCCUUAUCCUCCUCUCUUUCUUCCUGGUGUUCUUCAUCUCUUCUCUUUCCAAGUCAAAAAAUAACCCAUUUGUACACCAAACUGAGCCAAUUUUUCCCUGAUUUUCCACCGUAGAUACGUUGUAGAUAGUUGGGGGAGGCAAGGGAGACCUCGAUCUAGUGAUGGGGUAGCUCGUGGUGGUCGUGGUGAGCAUUUUGGUGGAGGUGGUGGUGAACAUUUUGGUGGAGGUGGAGAUGAACUAGUGAAGCUGCGGCAUUGUGGUGGAGGUUAAGCUCCGGCUCCGGUGAUUGAAGGCCGCCAUUCGUCGUCGUUGCUUCGCACGCUUCAAGGGUGAGCCGAGAUGUCCGACUAGUGACGUUCAUAUUUUACUAUGGUCCUGGUACUGUCCAAACAAAUGAGAUUGGGAUUGGUCUGAGUGAAUUUGAGCACAUAGAGGUGCCACUGGCCGCCCCUCAAACAUGUUCUCUUAGUCAGUUGAAAGAAUGGUUGACAACAUGUUUAGGGAUGAAUACUGAAACGCACACCGUCGGUGUUCAUGCAUUGUGGACCCGGUCAAGUAUAAACAUUUUAUUCUAUUUGAGGCCAAUAGAGCGGGGCUCUCAGUGGGUUCGCUGGUUACAAGGUUGCGAAACCAGGGGAUGCAAUCCUUGUGCCUUAGUGCUUCCCGUUGUGAAGGAGGUAAUUGCACCUGAAGGCGAGGGUGGUUACAAUCCUGGGCAAAGCAUGAUGGGAUGCAGCACUCAAUGUCAAAUGCUGGAGAUGAUGGUUACAAACAAGGGCAGAGUAGUCAGGUACACGGAGGAAAUAUCGAUGAUUAUUACAGUGGGGAGGUGGACGGUGACGAGGUACAUGGGCACAUGCAGAACCAGAUGGAAGAUGAGAAUACAGAUAUUGACAUUGGUCAUGCCGAUGAUUCCGACGAGUCUAAUGGAGAAGGGAACCCAGAGGAUGUGCCGAAUCCUGCAUCAUGGAAUCAUGACUUCUCAUCAGCAAUGAUCCUGAACGAUGGGCAUGAUUCUGCCUGCCAAUAUCACCAGAAUAACAUUGCGACGGGUGCUAUGUAUCCCAACAAGAAUGCUCUAAAGGACGCAAUCAUUCAAUGGGAAAUGUCCACACAAAGUGUUUUCACAGCUGAGGUCUCAAGUCAGAAAUACUUGACAAUGGUAUGCAAGAACAAAGACUGUCCCGCCAGGGUGCAUGGCUAUCUCCCUAAGUAUGGCACAAGUUGGGUGAUCAGUGACCUAGUUCAUCACACAUGUCUUAUUCCCUGCAUCCCUCAAGAUCAUGCCAACCUUUCGUCCACGGUUAUUGCUCGGUUGCUUUACAGCGAGAUAGUUGAGUGCAAAGCGAUGGAAGUGAAGGCUAUCCAGACAAAAGUAUUCGUGAGGUUCAAACACAGAAUGUCUUAUGGCAUGGCUUGGAGGGCUAAGCAUAGGGCUCUUGAGACCAGAUUUGGUUCUUUUUUCGAUGCAUAUGAUUCUGUUGUCCGGCUCCUCCACACGCUGCAGGACCGGAAUCCUGGCACCUAUGUCGAUAUCCAAGACCUCUUCAUGCCAGAGUUCCCCACUGUGAGGGUGCUGCAUCGACUGUUCUUCUCUUUCAGUGUAUGCACUAUGUUUGAAAUUUGUGAGGGAACCGCGGACGAGGAGCAAGAGCAAGAGGAGGAAGAGGAGGAAGAGGUCGAGGCAGAAACUAGGCACUAUGUUUGAAAUUUGUAUUAAGUCUGCCACUAUGUUUGCAAUUUAUAUUAAGUAUGGCACUAUGUUUGAAAUUUUUAUUAAGUUUGGCACUAUGUUAGAAAUUUGUAUUAAGUCUGGCACUACGUUUGAAAUUUGUGUUAAG